AGUGGUUUUGUUCUCAAUCCGCCCUCUUGCCAUAUAUACAGAAAGAGAAAACUCCGAAGGCAUAAAUAUUGAAGAAAAGAAAAACAAAGAAGCUUAUCGUCUUUUUUUUUCUAAAGAAAAGCUUAUUGUCCUCCUCUACCAUUCUUUCCUUAUAUUGGAAAAAACCCUAAUCAAAUGGGGAGAGGGAAAAUAGUUAUAAGCAGGAUCGAUAAUUCGACAAGUCGACAAGUGACUUUCUCCAAGAGAAGAAGUGGGUUGCUUAAGAAGGCUAAAGAGUUAUCAAUUCUUUGUGAUGCUGAAGUUGGUGUUAUCAUCUUCUCUAGCACGGGCAAGCUCUACGACUUCGCAAGCAAUUCAAGUAUGAAAAGUAUUAUUGGGCGGUACAAGCAAGUAAACGAGGAGCAGCAUCAACUACUGAAUCAUGCCUCAGAGAUUAAGUUUUGGCAAAGAGAGGUCGCGACUUUGCAGCAACAGCUCCAUUAUCUACAAGAAUGCCACAGGAAACUUAUCGGAGAAGAAAUUUCUGGAAUGAAUGCUAAUGAUCUACAAAACCUUGAAGACCAGCUAGAAAGAAGUCUAAAAGGUGUUCGUCUAAAAAAGGACCAACUUUUGACGGAUCAAAUUAGAGACCUCAACCUUAAGGGACAAAUCAUCCAAAAAGAGAACCAAGAGCUACAUAGUAUGGUAGAUAUCAUGCGUAAAGAAAAUUUUAAACUGCAAAAGAAGGUACAUGGAAGUCCAAAUGCCGUUGAAGGCAAUUCAAGUGUAGAUCGAGCAACCAAUCGAAAGGAAACAUAUGCACCACUGCAACUUGCACCCGUACAACUACAACCUCGUAGAGAAAAAUCAAUUAAUCUGGGGCUACAACUUCUUUAGCAAAAAUUGUUGGACAACUUUCGAUUACAAAUGUGGUCGUUUGUCCUGCGAUUACUUCGUGAAGUUUGUAUAUGAUAUGUGUCUUUUCUCAAAUUUAGUUUUAACUGAAGACUAGAUCAUGACCCGCUCGACUGAGCGGGAGUCAUUUUUUUAAUCUUUAUUUUUACUAAAUGUUAUACAUGAUCGCCAAUGUGUAUUAAUAUAAAAUUUUGAUAAAUAACAAUGUGUACUAAUGU
Raphanus sativus (radish) is the source of this 1112-nucleotide messenger RNA. Its product is annotated as MADS-box transcription factor ANR1. Gene Ontology annotation, molecular function: protein dimerization activity; RNA polymerase II cis-regulatory region sequence-specific DNA binding; DNA-binding transcription factor activity, RNA polymerase II-specific. Bases 175 to 876 code for a protein of 233 amino acids. The transcript is spliced from 9 exons. Lineage: Eukaryota; Viridiplantae; Streptophyta; Magnoliopsida; Brassicales; Brassicaceae. Gene Ontology annotation, biological process: positive regulation of transcription by RNA polymerase II. The record is from RefSeq and is a predicted model, not a curated record. Gene Ontology annotation, cellular component: nucleus.